Effrenium voratum is the source of this 2048-nucleotide messenger RNA. The record is from the annotation of a GenBank genome assembly. Lineage: Eukaryota; Dinophyceae; Suessiales; Symbiodiniaceae.
AAGCCCCCGUUGGCAGGCAAGUUUUUAGGGCUUUCCUCGCCAUGGAUGCCGCUGGCGAUCCGGACGGUCGGCAUAGGAAGCUCUCCUUCAUCGAUUGUUCUGUGGACCAGAUCAAGUCGGCCAUCACCUCUGAGUGGACGGACUGGCGCUUCAAUGGCGGGUUCUGGUCCACGGUGCUCACCACGGAGCCGGCGCCGGAGUUCAAAGCCGUCCACAACCGGACGCUGGAGUUCUGGAUCCACUGCUUCAAUCGGUGGCAGGACCUGGGGCGCAGGGCGGGCCGCGUGGCGCCCAACAAGGUGGACGGCAUCGAGCUGGAAGCGAUUCUGAACAUGCCCAGACACCGGCUCAAGGACCUCUGCAAGCUCUUCGACUUCCAAGGCUGGCGGCGCCUGGACAGCGAGGGCCUGUCCCCGGCCUCCUUGGCCCGGCUGAAAGUUCCGGUGGUGAGCCUCAUGACCGCGGGGGUCUUGAUCUCCCAGCUGAUUGCGCCGGGGCACAAGCUCCGCUUCGUCUUCGGCCUGGCCGACCUGGACGAUAGCGGGUUCCUGGACGAGGGCCAGUUUGUGAAUUUGAUCGCCGCGCAGAUCCGGGGCUUCGGGGCCGCCUUCGGCAUCCUCCAAAAGGAGAACGCCGUACCUUCCAUGGAGGUGAUCCGCGAGCUGGGCCGGAGGCUCUACGACCGGAUCUCAGAGCAGGCGGCGGAGAAGCUGAUGCAGAUGUCCCGAAGCUCAGAGGCCACCAAGCAGAUGCUGAUCCAGGCGAUCCGAGAGCGGCAGGCGGCGGUGCGCCAGGGCUCCUCCGCCUCCGUGGGCGAGCGGGCAAAUGUGCCCACGCGGCAGGUGCUGAACUAUCAGACAAUGGAGGCCUGGUGCACCAGGAAGUUCAAGGACCCGUUGGCCCUGCCCUACGCCCUGGCCAUCGAGCGCUUCUGCGCGCGCGCCCCCUCGGAGCUCUACGCCAGCCUGGGGCAGGAGGGCGGCGAGGAAUGGCACCUCUCCCACAGCAAGCCGGUGGAAAUUCCGGCGGAGCUGGACCUGGGAGCGGACCUGAAGUUGCCAGAGCGCUGGCAGGUUCUGUUCCUGCGGGAUGUCUAUGAGUUCUGCACGGAGGAGGGCACCUUCUCGCUGUCCUUUUCGGAGCUGGAGUACGGCCUGCGGAGGAGCCUGAGCCCGGACUUGUGGGACUUGGGCCACGAGGCCAUGCGCAAGGCGGAGACCUACGGAGGACCGCUCAGCUUCCUUCAGUUCCUGAAGAAGGCGUUUCCCAUGGCGAAGCCAAAGCACCUCAGCGCCUUUGAGCAUUGGUGUGAGCAGUACGACGAGCUGCAGCAGCGAAGCGCAGAGAUGGACCUCCUCACGGAGGCCAUGCUGUUGUUCGAGAAGAAGAGCUCCAUGCCGGUGCUGCCCUGCGACGACCAGGCCAGUCUGGAGCGAGAGUUCGAGGAGAUGGACGUGUCGGGCAGCGGGUGCGUGGACAUCGGCGCGAUCCAGCGGCGCUGGGGCUGGGACCAGAAGAUGACUUUGGACAUCCUCAGCAAGUACGACCUCUCGGCCGAUGGGUGUCUGGACAAGGGCGACUUUCUGCGGAUGAUGUGCCCGGACGGCUACCGUCUGCCGUCCAUGGAGGGCGAGGACCGGGAUGUCUUCGGCAUGCUGCUCACCGGCAGCAUCCGCUACCUGCACGAGAAGAUCGCCGAGAGCACGGAUUUGUAUUCGGUGAAGGACAGGAAGCUGGACAAGGCCAGGACGGUGAAGCCCAUGCCGUUUUCUUUACUGCCAGAAGUUCCUGAAGGGACAUGGCUGUAUUGGAAUGAACUCUUUAGUCGUCUUGAUGCCGACCAGGACGACCACGUGGGCGAGCGGGACCUGCUGCGCGCCGGGCUGCUGUCCCCGGAGGUUGCGAAGCAUCUCAUGACCAUCAUCGACCCCGAGCACCCCGCCAGCUUUACGCGGCGGGGCUUUCUGACCGCCUGUCUGAAAGCCAGCGGCUGUCGACGCACCAAGUUCGAGUGUGGGCGAUGACGGGGGAUCCACAAGCGAGAGAAC